Molecule: messenger RNA, 582 nt
Organism: Ostreobium quekettii
Lineage: Eukaryota; Viridiplantae; Chlorophyta; Ulvophyceae; Bryopsidales; Ostreobiaceae
Source: the annotation of a GenBank genome assembly
AUGAAAAUAUACACCAAGACCGGCGACCUGGGGGAGUCCAGCCUGUUCAAUGGUGCGCGCAAGAGAAAAGACGACCGGGUUUUCAACGCGCUGGGAGACGUCGACGAACUCAACUCGGCCGUCGGCGUGGCGAGAGAGUUUUGCGAGGAAGUGAAGGGAGGGGAGGGUGUUGCCAGCCAGCUAGAGACAGUGCAGACAUACCUCCUGGACGUUGGCUCUGCUUGCGCCACUCCAAUAACCAGUUCGACUCCAGAAAAACUGCGGCGCGUUCAAUUCGACUCGGAGCUGGUGCAAAUACUGGAGGAAUGGAUCGACAGCAUGGAUGAGGAACUUCCGACUCUGUCACAGUUUAUCUUGCCGUCAGGUGGGAAGGCAGCUUCGUUUCUUCAUUUGGCUCGCGCGGUCUGUCGCCGUGCUGAGCGUAGUGUUGUACCACUAAUCGACAGCUCUGAUGUGGAGGACUCAGUGGGCAAGUUCUUGAAUCGCCUCAGUGACUACCUGUUCACUGCCGCAAGAUGGAUGGCAAUGAAGUCAGGACAUCCUGAAAAGGUGUACAAAAAGUCGAAACUCGCCACUGGCUGA